Messenger RNA from Alligator sinensis (Chinese alligator), 9021 nucleotides. It is a transcript of the gene RC3H1, whose product is annotated as ring finger and CCCH-type domains 1. The transcript is spliced from 19 exons. Lineage: Eukaryota; Metazoa; Chordata; Crocodylia; Alligatoridae. Gene Ontology annotation, molecular function: metal ion binding. The record is from RefSeq and is a predicted model, not a curated record. The coding region runs from base 135 to 3551 and encodes 1138 amino acids.
GUUUCACACUAUGUGCUGACUGUCUGUACUUACGGAAGAUAUUUAAAAGCAAGCAAAAACAUUUUUUCCAAGAUUUUGAUUCCAGUGGAAUCUGCUCUUUUUAGAUUUUGUCUAGUGAAUUAAUUCCUGAAGCAAUGCCUGUACAAGCUCCACAAUGGACGGAUUUUCUCUCCUGCCCAAUUUGCACACAGACUUUCGACGAAACAAUCCGGAAACCCAUCAGUUUGGGCUGCGGUCACACUGUCUGCAAGAUGUGCCUCAACAAGCUCCACCGUAAGGCAUGCCCCUUUGACCAGACCACUAUCAAUACAGAUAUUGAGCUCCUUCCUGUGAACUCAGCAUUGCUACAGCUAGUGGGCGCUCAGGUUCCUGAACAGCAGCCAAUUACUUUGUGCAGUGGAGCUGAAGACACCAAACAUUAUGAGGAAGGCAAGAAGUGUGUAGAAGAGCUAGCGUUGUACCUCAAACCACUCAGCAGUGCAAGAGGUGUAGGUCUGAACAGUACCACUCAAAGUGUAUUGAGUCGUCCCAUGCAAAGGAAACUUGUGACAUUAGUCCACUGCCAACUAGUAGAAGAAGAAGGGCGGAUCAGAGCCAUGCGUGCAGCAAGGUCACUGGGUGAAAGAACAGUCACAGAGCUUAUCCUUCAACAUCAGAAUCCUCAGCAACUCUCUUCCAAUCUCUGGGCUGCAGUGAGGGCUAGGGGCUGCCAGUUUCUUGGGCCAGCAAUGCAAGAAGAAGCCCUGAAGUUGGUCCUUCUGGCUCUGGAAGAUGGAUCUGCUUUGUCGCGAAAGGUCUUGGUUCUUUUUGUGGUACAGCGACUGGAGCCACGAUUUCCUCAAGCUUCUAAAACCAGCAUUGGGCAUGUUGUCCAGCUCCUUUAUAGAGCCUCCUGCUUCAAGGUUACCAAACGUGAUGAGGACUCCUCCCUGAUGCAGUUGAAGGAGGAGUUCCGAACCUAUGAGGCUUUGCGGAGAGAACAUGAUUCUCAGAUUGUGCAGAUUGCCAUGGAGGCAGGUUUACGGAUUGCACCAGAUCAGUGGUCCUCACUGCUGUAUGGAGACCAGUCCCACAAAUCCCACAUGCAGUCCAUCAUUGACAAGUUGCAGACCCCGGCCUCAUUUGCACAGAGUGUUCAAGAACUAACCAUUGCUCUCCAGCGUACUGGAGACCCAGCCAAUCUGAACCGGCUUCGACCUCAUUUAGAGCUCCUGGCUAACAUCGAUCCUAGUCCAGAUGCUCCAUCCCCAACUUGGGAACAACUGGAAAAUGGACUAGUUGCAGUAAGGACUGUGGUACAUGGACUAGUUGAUUACAUCCAGAAUCACAGCAAGAAAGGAACGGAUCAGCAACAGCCUCCUCAGCACAGCAAGUAUAAAACAUACAUGUGCCGAGACAUGAAGCAAAGAGGGGGGUGUCCCCGUGGGGCCAGCUGUACCUUUGCACACUCGCAAGAGGAGCUAGAAAAAUUUCGUAAAAUGAACAAACGUCUGGUUCCCAGAAGACCCCUGAGUGCCUCCUUGGGUCAGCUCAAUGAGGUGGGCCUGCCUUCAGCAGCUAUCCUCUCAGAUGAAGGGGCAGUGGACUUGCCCAGUAGAAAAUCCUCUGCCCUGCCGAAUGGAAUUGUGUCAACGGGCAGCACAGUGGCGCAGCUUAUCUCACGAGGGACCGACUCCAGCUAUGAUUCAGCUCUGAAACCAGGGAAGAUCGAUCACCUGAGCAGCAGUGCCCCUGGAUCCCCUCCUGACUUGCUGGAGUCUGUCCCUAAGAGCUCACUUCCAGCCUUACCAGUGAACCCACAUCCUGUGCCCACUAGAGGUCCAGCAGACCUGCCUCCGAUGUCUGUCUCCAAGCAGAUGCAAAUGGUUCCACGAGGGUCCCAGUUAUAUCCUGCUCAGCAACCAGAUAUGUUUUAUCAGGAUCCUAGAGGAGCUGCCCCACCCUUUGACCCAGGACCUUAUCAACAAGGAGUGUACUAUUCUACUCAGUCCUCGCAGUGCAUGCCUCGUUUCGUCCGACCUCCAUCAGCUCCUGAACCUGGUCCUCCUUAUUUAGAGCAUUACCCGGCUUAUCUCCCGGACCGCGUGGUGAACUCCCAGUACACGCCACCACAACAGUAUCCUCCAAUGGGGCAACCCAUUUACCCACCACACUAUGACAGUCGUCGUGUGUAUCCCCCUGCUCAACCAUACCAGCGAGAAGAUAUUGUCAGAGGAAGCCCUGUGCCCAUUGAAAUUCCCCAGACAGCUGUGCCUCCAUAUGUACAGGAAUCCAGGGACAGAUACCAGCAAAUGGAGGGUUAUUGUCCAGUGGCUCCACAUCUUGGUCAGAUCAGACCUUCAUGCCACAGAGAGCCUUGUAAUAGAUUUCCAUCUUCACCUCAGCCCCAUCCCAGUCUGGAUGAGCUUCACCGCCGACGGAAGGAAAUCAUGGCCCAGCUAGAAGAGAGGAAGGUGAUCUCCCCACCUCCCUUUGCACCCUCGCCAACUCUGCCUCACACUUUCCACCCAGAGGAGUACUUGGAUGAAGACCUGAAGGUAGCUGGGAAAUACAAAGGAAAUGACUAUAGUCAGUACUCUCCCUGGUCAUGUGACACCAUUGGCUCCUACAUUGGAACCAAAGAUGCAAAACCCAAAGAUGUUGUGGCAGCAGGGAGUGUGGACAUGGCGAAUGUAGAUAAUAAAACCAUUCGUGAUCAGCGGUUGGACAUGCAGAGAAGAGCAGCAGAGACGGGGGAUGAUGACCUCAUCCCAUUUGGAGACCGGCCAACUGUAUCGAGGUUCGGGGCCAUCUCGCGUACUUCCAAAGCGAUGUACCAGAGUUCUGGCCCUAUGCAGGCCAUGGCAGUUCAGGGAGCUUCCACCAAAUCUAUGAACAUAUCAGAUUACAGUCCAUAUGGAACUCAUGGUAGUUGGGGAAGUUCUCCAUAUUUACCCCAUCAAAAUAUACCUUCUCAGGGACGGUUCAGUGACAGGGAGAGGUUAUCCAUGUCAGACAUUACUGGUCAUGGGAAACCUUUGCCCUCAGCUGAGAGGGAGCAGCAGCUCAGAUUGGAACUGCAGCAGCUAAACCAUCAGAUCAGCCAGCAGACACAACUGAGAGGACUAGAGGCUGCUAGUAACAGGCUGCUGUUGCAGAGGGAGGCGACUACCCUGGCAGGCCAGCCACAGCCCCCACCGCCACCUUCUAAGUGGCCUGGAAUGAUCUCAAGUGAACAGCUGAGUUUGGAGCUUCAUCAGGUGGAGAGGGAAAUUGGGAAGAGAACUCGUGAGCUGAGCAUGGAGAGCCAGUCUUCACUGGAUAUGAAAAGCAAAUUGGGCACCAGUAAACAGACAGAAAAUGGACAGCUAGAGCCGCAAAACAAGGUUCCGGCUGAAGAUCUGGCACUGACAUUCAGCAGUGAUGUUCCAAAUGGAUCAGCCUUGACACAAGAGAAUAUCAGCCUCCUUUCAAACAAGACCACAUCUCUGAGCCUGACAGAGGACCCAGAGGGUGGAGGAGACAGCCAUGACUCCCAGCGAACAGGAGUUACACCCACCUCUGCUCCAUGAAGUGAAGAAAGCAUCUCCCAGAAGUUCCGCUGGGGGGUGUUGGUUGCUUUUGUCAUGUUCACUUCCAGGGGUGAUCAGAGAAACCCAAGAAUAACAACAGCAGCAGCAGCGAGUCCGGAGGCAAUGUGCAUAAACACCACUCCUAGAAACAAACCCUGCACAUAGUUCACAUUAAUGCGUUUUUUAAUUAAAAAAAUGAAAAUUAGCAGUAUCUGCAAGCAAUUCAAAUUAAAUUUGUUUUUGUUCUGUGAAUGAACUUUAUUUUAAUAACAUUGGACGCCUUGGAUCCCAGGGCUUAAAAAAAAGAUAUUAUAUAUAUAUACUCUGUUUGAUUAAUUGUAUGAUCUUAAUGAAGUAGGUUUUUUCUUUUACUUUGUAUUAUUACAUAUCCAGUGUAUAAUUUCUUACACCUUCACUUCUGAACAACCAAAACAACCUGGCCACUUCCUUGUAUGAAUUUAAAGGUGAAUGAGGGUCAUGAAAUGGAGGGAGGCCAUAAAUUGCAGUAUCAGAAAAAUGUGCAGCAAUCUUCAUUUCUGAAAGAAUUUCUCUUUAAGUAGGAACUCUCUCCUAACUUACACAGUACAUCUUUCUGACUAUACCUGUUGGCUUUAAACAGCAGUCAAUACAAUCUUCUCAGUUCAGUGUAAGCAUUCCAUAACACCUACCCCAUUACAAAAUGUAUAUCCUAGUGUAUGAGUUAACCAACAGUAAAGAGAAUUCAGCGUUUGCACAUCAUUUUACUUGGACUAGGAGCUAGUAUAAUGCAUCAUUUUGUUGUUGGGACUAAAAAGUUCCUUGCAAGACAAGUAGGCCUAAACUAAUCAAAACUUACAUGCUUUGGAUUUCCAAGAGAAAUUGAAGAAGUUGCAUUUCUUGCUCCUGAGCUUUAAGUACUUGGCUAACAAGUGGUUGUCAUGGUGUAACAUGACAGGCUACAAAAUGUCUCUUCCUAGAAAAAGGAAGAAAGACAACACAUAUGUUAUGGAAGGAAAAUAACUAAAAAUCAAUUUGCAAAGACUUGCUGCCAUCCAUUAUUUAGGAAGAUGAAAGUUUCCUCUUUUUUCUUUUCUUUUUUUAAAUGAAUGGGAUGAUAUCAAGGUUUGUCUCAAAGAAACGGACCAUUUAUUAUGGAGCUGAUCCACAACCCAUUGAGCUAAACUAGUGAAAAAACUUCCAUUCCUUUAUGAGCUUUGGAACAGGGCUUUCAUUUGUAUAUUUUUUUCAAAUUUAAAAAAAAAAACCCACCCCUGCCUGCCUUCCAUGUUUUUGUCACUGCUGCUCAUGUAUGUAUGUAUGUAUGUAUGUAUGUAUGUAUAUAUACACCACUGAUAUAUACAUAUAUAUGUCUUAUGCUUUUAUAAUUUGCUAUUCCCAGUCUGAUAUUUUUUAUAGUCCCUAGUAUGUCGGUCAUUUAUUUUUGGCCUUGAAGUUUUCUUGCAGGAGGAGACGGAGAAUGUAAAAUUGAUGUGUAAUAGAUUUGGUAAUUGGCAAUUUGGUGAAAAUAAAGGAGGCACUUGGUUAGCUCAUAUAUACUAUAAUUAGGCAGCAAUGGCUGAAAGUUCAGUGUCAUGGAAUCCUUUCAGGAGCAAGCUGUCUUUUUUUUCUGUUGAAGUUUCAUCCAAAAAUUAUUCUUCAGGUGUAAUUGUAAUACUGUCAGAAACAUUUACAGGUACUUGGAAGUUGAGAAUUUUUAUGACAAAUGUAAUCUUCUCCAUCUUCCGUAGAAGGUGGACACUAAGGAGAUACUUCCUUAAGUGGAAUAUGUUAACAGCAUUUUUAAAGAAGUUACAAACCUUCCCAGCUGUGUGUUCUAUUGAGGAGUUCUCCUAAAAGGUCACAGAAAUGAAUGAGGUUUUGCUGCACAUAUUUUGACCUUUUCUGCCUGUACUGGGCUGAGAUCCUCUGAAUGGAAAGCUCAAUACUGGUUCCUCCUAUUUCCUUGUUUUCCUUUCGGGACUAGACUACUAAAAAGAAAGCACUGGUUAUGUAAUAAAAUUACUGCAUUGCUUUGGUUGGGUAAAGCAAGAGUUAAUAAUUUUCUUGGUUUUUCUUUUUUCUCUCUUUUUUUGGUUUAGGGUUUUGUUUUGUUUUUCUUCCCCCUUAACUCCUGCUGAGGUCAUAGCAACCUUGGGCUAAGCUUUGCAUCCAUCAUAAUGUUAAUUAAAAUAAAUUUGGGGGGGAAUACAGUCCCACUAUUGCCUACCAGUAGGAGAGUCCAAACAGAAGACUCUUUUGAGUAGCGAUUAUUUAAUUUGCCCAGUCAAGGCACCGCAUUUAUACUAUUUCACAUUGAAUUUGAUUAUGCCCUACAGACCUGGCUGGUCAAGGAUUUGAUACACAUAUUGGCUUGGGAUUCGAGCUUUCUUUUUUAUUUAAAUGAAAUUUAUAUAUAAACAUAUAUAUACAGAUAUACAUAGUUAUAUCUGUAUAUAUAUUGGGUAUGUUUUAAGAAUUUUUUCGCAUGAGCGCAGCUGUUGUGAUCAAAUGUCUGGGAGGAAGAAGCACUGAACAAAGAUAAGGCAUUUUCAGCUCCCCUCCAAACUCUCUACAUUCAUGCACAAGUUUUUCAUUCUUGGUUGAAUUUUAACAUCUUUAUUGCCAGAGAAGGUAGUUUUGAGGUUUUAUUAAUUUUUUUCCUUAAUUUGUGGUGAAGAAUCUUUUCUGCCCUGAAUUCUUUCCAUCCCUGCUACUUUCCCCUAGUCAUGCAUGUUUGCGCUUCACAUCCUGCUUUGAAGCCUUUUGGUAUGGUCCUUAUCUUUCCAUGAGGAAGAUCAGGCCAUCUCUGUGGAAAACUUGUCUGCUCUGUUCCUUCAGUCUCCCCGGUACCAUAAGCUUUGUGCAGUCUUGGCAUUGUGCUGGUAAAUGAACUGACGUGGGGGCCCAUGCUAUUGUCUGCAGUCUUUAAAUGCAGAGACCUACCAGCAGGUCUGCCAUCACUUCAUUAAUUUUUAUGAAGCUGAUCAUCUGCUACGUCCUUAUUAAUGCUGGAGCACAUUUUAGUUGCAACAGUUAGUGCACUAUUUUAAUCUAGGAGGACAAGCUCCAAGUACAGUUAUUGUCUCUCAGCUACAGAAAUCAACUUUACAUAAAAGGUUUUAGUGUCUUGUCACAGCAAAUUCACCUUAAAUCUUGAAGAAGAAGAAUCUGGUCCAUCAUCACUUGUGCCAACUGGUUUCCUAUUCAGAACUGACCUGAUUGUUUCUAGGCCUAGGGGAAAUAAAACACUACAAUAAGAACAGGUCAGAUCAUCAAGGUUAAACGCUUCUCCAUUUAUGGAUUUGAAAGGGGACCUUAAUGUUGAUUUUUGUUUUUCCUCCCUCACCACAUUUUACUGUACUUUGUGCAUAGUGUCCUUGUGAUGAUCAAUCAGUCCAGGUGAAUGCCCUGUUUGCACAGCAUUGUAGUUUGGCUUAUUAACUGUUUUUUGUUUAAUUAUCUACAAACUGUAUUGAUUCUGGCUUUGUUUCCUCUUCUCCUGUUGUCCUUUCCCAGUGUUUCUUUACAGAACUUUAGCUGCUGAAACCAGUCAAAUAGGGAAUCAGAAAAAGGCUUUAAAUCUUUAUGGAGGUUGUAUAAAACUUUCUUUCUAUGAAAAAUGCCAGAAGAGCUGGGAGAAUUGAUAACUGUUCACAUUGUAUAAGAGGUGAUUGUGAAGCAGACUGAAUUUCACAGUUCUGUCUGUAUUGACCACUUUUUUGUUGACUCCUUCACUUGUGCCCCAUGUCCUUCACCCGCGCCCAGUCUCUGUUCCAGCUAUACUGGAAUUCUACCUACUUUGGUCAAAUGAAACCCUGCUAAACCCUGGUUUUAGAUCCUGCUCAGACAAGAGUAAACCGUAUUACAAUGGUGCUUGAACACUAUUAUUGUGUGGUAGGUAAAAUAGAUUUCUUCAUGCAAAUAGCACCUUCAAGAGGACUUCGGUAGCCUGGUUUCAGUUACAGCGGAGACAGUCUGUGGGGGCAAACUGGGAAGCUUCAAAUGGCAGGCUAGGGUACACAGUGCCAGAUAUAAAUUAUUGGCCCACUCUAGUUUAGAAACAUUUAAUUUGUCCUGUAGUAGCAUAGGUGACUUUAUUACCCCAACACAUACUUCUUAUUCAUUUCAUGUGACCUAAUUCAUUAACAGUAUAAAUCUGUAAGUUCACUUUUGUAAGCUGCCAUAUCCUAUUUCAGAAUAGAAAAUAGAAAUCCUAUAGAUCUGAGGACCUUUCAGUCUUGCAGUACUGUUACCCGCCUUAACCUCAAAUUCUUUUUAAGCUGUCGGCUUCUCCUGAACCUGAUUCUCUCCCUCUUUCUUUCCUUCUAUGGUUUGCCCAUUAUUCUCCCUGAUCGUGCAACAGUGACAGCUUGCUGCCUCAAAACAGAGCAUUCAAAUGAAUUCGCUUAGCCAAUAACUUCUGUGAAGUUGCCUUUUCUAAUGGUGUUAUUACUCAGUGAUGCACAAAUGUGAUAUUGCCCCUACUGGUAGGCAAACGGGAUCUGUAUAAACAUGGUAAACUGUUGUUUUUCUUUAAUGGAGAGCCAAAGACUUGUGCUUUACACUUUACUUUUUUUCUUUUACUGGAAUAGUCAUUUUGGUUGUGAAAUAUUUUGAGUUUUGAGAGUUGACUGUAUUAUCCUAAUAGAAAUUUGCAAAGUUGUUGAUUGUCAAGCCUUAUACAUAUUUAAAAUAAUGGGAAGUCAUCACUUCAUCUGGUUGCACAAUAUGUGAAGGGUGUGUUUAAGCACCUAAUGUGUUUGGAGAUUUUUAACUUGUUCUUAUAUCCACUCCCAUGCACUCUCCCAGCCCAGGAUAAUUUACAGGUAGGAGAAAGGGCUUAGAAGUGUCAGUAGUCAAGCCAUGUCUAUAAAAAUUAAGCCUAGACUAAUGUGUUGAUAGCUAGCUUAAAGUUAAAAUUACUAAAAAAAACAAAACAAAAAAGAAAUGCUGGUGAAAGGCAAGUCCGUAUUGCAAAUGUGACUUUUUGCUGACUUCCAAAGAAGUCCAUUUAGACUGAGAAGAUUUUAUAGCAUUAUGUUAAAUCUGAUAUGGUAGAAGCAGACUUUUAUGCAAGGAUAUUGCCUGUUGACAACAAGAAUUUAAUAUUAUCUGUGACACAUUCAUUGAACCACAAAAAAUAGGAAUGAGCUGUUUAAUAUGAUAUACAGUAAAGCCAUUUAUUUCUACUUUCCUUGAGCUCAUUUAUUCUCUUGCAGAUUGUUCUUAGGGUUCAGAGAGGAAUCCUUAAGCAAUAAAAGUAACAAAGCCAUCACCUUCUUGCUGUUUCCAUUCAUGAGUGCAGAACCUCUAAAAAAUAAAAAAUAAUAAAAUAAAAUAGCAGCAGCAGUUUCAGGUCUGUAAUAAGUAUGUAACUACAGGGGUAGCUUUCAUAAGAAAAAGAAUCCUGUCAAAAAGAUAUAUUCAGUUAAAUAACAACAAACUCGAUUCUUAGGGUUCAUGAUAAUAAGUGCAAAACGUCAGAGGGUUC